Molecule: messenger RNA, 2562 nt
Organism: Stegodyphus dumicola
Lineage: Eukaryota; Metazoa; Arthropoda; Arachnida; Araneae; Eresidae
Product: transducin-like enhancer protein 4
Biological process (GO): regulation of DNA-templated transcription; negative regulation of canonical Wnt signaling pathway
Cellular component (GO): nucleus; transcription regulator complex
Molecular function (GO): protein binding; transcription corepressor activity
Source: RefSeq, a predicted model, not a curated record
AGGAAUUCUAUUUCCCCUCACGAUCGAGAGAAGCCUAAAAGUCGAUCUCCAGAUCUUGACAUCGAGAAGAAGAGGCGAAAAGAAGACAGACAUGACCACUCCGAAAAAGGCGGAACGUGGAACGAGCUGGCAGCCCUCUGCUUCCCCAACACCCAGGCGAACGAAGAGGACAAAUGCGAUCAGGACCUCGUCGUCGAUAUCUCAAAUGAGGAACCUCUUUCACCUCCGAAUGGAGAAAUGUCACCCAGGGAAAACGGCACAGAAAGGGGUCCAAAACGGGAGCGACCUCCUAGUCGUAGUGGGUCGUCUUCGAGUAGGAGUACCCCGUCCUCUGCUAAACACAAGGACCAUGUUAAUGAAAAACCUCCGACUCCGGUAUCCAAGCCGGUGACACCAACAAGUUCCGGGUCUACGACACCUAGUUCCAGCGGUAUCAAACCUCAUCCAAAACACGCACUAGAUGUUGCUUUUCGAGGUCCACCUUAUCCAUAUGCCCUACAUGGCGGAGCUGCCCUAGCCGGAGAGCUUGGCUCUGGACCUGCUUUUCCUCAAGGAGUCCUUCAUAAUAACAUUUCGCCAGCACUCAAUUCCUACUCAAGAUCCUUGGUUGGCUUCGACCAUCCCUCCAUGCGAACGAGUUUUGGUAGCAUACCCGGUGGAAAACCGGCGUACUCUUUCCACGUAAAUGCAGAUGGACAGAUGCAGCCCGUGCCUUUCCCUCCGGAUGCUCUCAUUGGACCAGGCAUACCGAGGCACGCGCGACAAAUUAAUACACUGAGCCAUGGCGAAGUUGUCUGUGCUGUCACCAUAUCUAAUCCUACAAAAUAUGUCUACACAGGAGGAAAGGGCUGUGUUAAAGUCUGGGAUAUUAGUCAGCCUGGCAGCAAAAGUGCAGUUUCCGAAUUAGUUUGCUUGCAAAGGGACAAUUAUAUCCGAUCCUGUAAGCUAUUACCUGAUGGCAGAACGUUAAUUGUAGGGGGUGAAGCCAGCACAAUAUGCAUAUGGGACCUCGGAACGCCUACGCCACGUAUCAAAUCGGAACUGACGUCCAGCGCUCCCGCUUGCUACGCUCUGGCCAUCAGCCCAGAUUCCAAAGUGUGCUUCAGCUGUUGUAGCGACGGCAAUAUAGCUGUUUGGGACCUCCAUAAUAAUAAUCUAGUCAGGCAAUUCCAAGGUCACACAGACGGCGCGAGCUGCAUAGACAUCUCCAGUGAUGGCACAAAACUCUGGACAGGAGGUCUGGACAACACAGUGAGGUCGUGGGAUCUAAGAGAGGGUCGUCAGUUACAGCAACACGACUUUACCUCUCAAAUAUUUUCUUUGGGUUACUGUCCAACUGGAGAGUGGCUUGCAGUCGGAAUGGAGAGCAGUAAUGUUGAGGUCCUGCACUGCAGUAAACCUGAUAAGUAUCAACUUCAUCUUCAUGAGAGCUGCGUCUUAUCGUUGAAAUUCGCGUCCUGCGGCAAAUGGUUCGUGUCCACGGGAAAAGAUAACCUCCUGAACGCUUGGAGGACACCAUACGGAGCCUCAAUUUUCCAGUCGAAAGAGUCUUCGUCUGUCUUGAGUUGCGACAUUUCUUCUGACGACAAGUAUAUAGUGACAGGGUCCGGCGACAAAAAAGCCACUGUUUAUGAAGUCAUCUAUUGAAUCCUAUCCCAAUACCACUCCCCAAGAAUGAACUGAAUAUAAUGGUACCACUCCACCGGGUCGAGGCCACCGUUACUUCUCUCCUGACGCAUAAUCGCAAGAUAUGGCAGACAAGCAUGUCGGACAGCAAGUCAUCGGAUUGCUGCUUAUGAAGCGUUGCUUUCCGAAUCUCAGCCAUCUUGCGGACACGAGGCAACGGUCUAACACAGUAAUUGUUCUCGCUGUGGGUUCAAAACUGAUUAUAUAAGAACAAUAACAUAGUUUUCAUUAAGUUCCAAAAUCUCAUCACCAAAGGAAAACCACUUAGUGGACCUUUUUUUUUUUUUUUUUUUUGUUUUAUUUUGUUAUUACGAUUCAACUCCGCUUCUUGCCUCAUGACUUUCCAUAGGAGGAGGUUGACGGUGGCUUUUGCAUCGUGUUUGAGACGUGGUGUGUUCUUCCGUUUCAUUUUUCUUCUGCAAGCUUAGAAAGAAACCUUGUCAGAGCAGUAUCGAGGAUGCCUUCAUAAGUUCCAUGCACCACUCACUAAACUACUACUUCUACUAUUACUACUACUACUACUACUACUACUACUACAACUACUGCUAUUACUACUACUACUCGGAGCCGCCACAUCCUACAGUCUUAUGUUCCAAAUCGCCGCUUAUGGCCCGAGGCGGCACUCGAUGUAACUGUCGAAGUAAAAAAAAAUUGAAAAUUAAUAUCCUGGAUAUGUUACCUCGAAACACGCAUAGUAAGGAACUGAAACUUCUAGAAUUUUACUAUUUAUGGAACAUUGUCGCUGCAUUCAAAAUUAAAGGAACGGUCUUAGGGCGCAGGAAAAUCAAGCAUUUCGAAAGCGUAACUUUUUUCCGUAUAUUAUUUCAUAAGAAAUGUUUUACAUACGGUUAAAUAAAUAACGUAACUGUGCAGAGA